Molecule: messenger RNA, 1194 nt
Organism: Plasmodium adleri (nom. inval.)
Lineage: Eukaryota; Apicomplexa; Aconoidasida; Haemosporida; Plasmodiidae
Product: Plasmodium exported protein, unknown function
Exons: 2
Coding region: 1-1194 (397 amino acids)
Source: RefSeq, a predicted model, not a curated record
AUGAAUUUUAUUUGCUUUAAAAUAUAUAUUUUUUUUAUCUUAUUUGAUACAUUUAUAUCAUCAAAUACGAACAUUCCAAGAACAAAUAAUAAUAAAAAUAAUAAUCCAAAAAAUGUAACAACAGAUAUAACACCUUUAGGACCAGUACCUGAUAUAAUUACAUUGGAUUAUAUAAGGGAACUUCUAAUACACAUUCAAUUAAUUAAAGAUGAAGUAAUCAAGGAAAAGUUGAAAAAACUUAAAUUAUUAAAAAAACAAAGUAAGGAUAAUAAAAAUGAUAAAGAUUUAAAAAAUGAAAUUGAGCAUAUAGAGAAAGAAUUAAUUGAUACUAAACUACUUUGUAAAGAUUAUAUUAAAAAUGAAUUAGAAGAAAUAAAAAUAUUAAAAGACCAAAUUGUGAACGACAAAAUAGAUCAAUAUAGAUGGAAGGGUGAUAAAUUGAUAGAUUAUGAAUUAAAAAGACUUUUUUUUGAAGCACGAUUGAAAAAAGACAAAAAACUAUAUGAGCAAUAUAUGAAAAAACAAAUUCAAAAUUAUGUGAUACAAAAAGAAAUUUUAGAUUUUGAUAAAAUUAUAUUAAAAAUAUCACAAAAUAUAAUUAAUAUUCUUAUUAUAAUUCUAAUCAAAAUUCUAGAAGCAGAUUCAAAAUCUUGUAAAAAAUUUAUAAAGGAUUAUUUCACUGAAAUUAUAAACGAUAUUCCAGAAGUAGAAUUAACAUCUCAUAAUAAAUUUAUAAGUAUUUUUUUCACUAAAAUUAUAAUGUAUAUUGCAGAAGUAAUAUUAGCAUUUGAUAAAUUUUAUAUAAGUUAUUACAAUAAAAUUACAAAGCAUAUUCCAGCAGUAGAAUUAUCAUUUGGAAAACAUUUAGACGAUAAAUUGAGAAAAAUACACAACAAAGUUUUUAAAAGUAAAAGAAAAAAAAGAACAUUUUUCGAGCUAUGGAGUGCUUUUCAUGAUUGGUUAGAAGAAAAAGCGAUAAAAUAUCAUAUUGGAGGAUAUACACUAUUUUUUACAUUAGUAUCAACCAUUGCAAAUAUAUUAAAGAACACAAUUAUAGGAUGUUCUGCUGCAAAUCAUGUAGGUGCUACUGUAUUAGGAUCUCUGAUAAUUAUUAUUUGCAUUAUAAUACUUAUAAUAUUCUUUUAUUAUGUUUAUAAAUUAAUAUCAGAAUAUAUAAAAUCAAAAAGAGAAUGA